UGCCAUCCCGUUGCACACUGGUACAAAGUUCCGGACACAAGGGUACAAAGCAACAAAACAUUGUCCCACAGCAUGACUACCAGUAGGCACCAUGUAUGAACAUCGGUUUGUCCCUACCUAAUCUAAAUUCCAUUCAAACAAUGUCGGGACCUUGCAGCUGUAUGCGGUGCUCCGUUGGGACAAAGUGGAUUGCUUGUAGCCUUAAGUGAGCAGAGCUCCUGGGAUGAUGGUCCUCUCGGAACUGAUUCGGAUUUCCUUUUGUUCUUGAGAUCAAACAAAUCCACCAAAUCUCAUCAUUGUUUGCAUGAUUCGCCCUCUGAUCGAGAUCAUUCAGCACCGAUAGUCACAAUCUAUACGAUGUUUCCCCACCACUCCCCCACGUUCACUUAUCUCCUCAUGCUCCUCCCAGCAAUCACCCUUCUCAUCUCAGCACAACAACCAACACCUUUCAUUCCAGCAACCCACCUUGGAUACGGCAUCUCAAUACCCACUUCAACCACCGCUUCCUCCCAAACCGCACAUUUCUUUCCUCCUCUGCCAUCCGCUUUCCACCUUUCAAGAACCGAAGAAGCAUACACUGCAUCAAUAUACUCAGCCCUAACAUCCGUACAAUCGACAUGGACUGCAGGAUCUGAGUAUCCGAGGAUCACAGCUGCUAUUAAUGCCGCCGCUCCCACAACCCUGCAUCCCUCGCUGCUAGCAUCAGGCUACAACUGGCUUGAAAUCGUCACCUCCCCCUGGUAUAGCAGUGUCGACGCUUCGAUCCGCGAAGAAAUAUCAGCACAGGAAUCAGCUUUACAAAGCGCAUUCGAUAGUAUGGUUCCUGCGGCAUCCGUGGACUCAAAUUCAGACAAGGAUGGGAAUGGAAAGGGUGGGAACAUUGGAAAUGGAGGCAGCGCAAAAAGUAAUGGCGGGUUAGGGAGGAGUGACAUGUUGAUUCUUGGAAGAGCGAGUAGCAGUGGAAGUAGCUGGGCGUUAGGGAUGGGUUUGGGUGCUGGCUUUGUGGUAGGGGUCUGGUUGGUUGGUGGGUUCUGA
Molecule: messenger RNA, 1035 nt
Organism: Cadophora gregata
Lineage: Eukaryota; Fungi; Ascomycota; Leotiomycetes; Helotiales; Ploettnerulaceae
Exons: 2
Coding region: 358-1035 (225 amino acids)
Source: RefSeq, a predicted model, not a curated record